UCAGGGGGGAUUAAUCCCAUUCACUCACACCACAAAAGCCUCUUCUCUUUUUCUCCUUGAAGAAGAAAAAUCAGGAAUGGUAAAAUGCCCAAAGUCUUAUUUUCCAAGAUGCGCUUUUAUGACAUGAAGGAUCUGAUGAAGCGGACCAGAGGGAUUGAAAAAGGACUCAUCCAAAACAGGAGAAAAAAUGAGGUCCACAGCCUGAAAGCAAAUAAAAACGAAGAUAUCUGCCUUUCAAAGUUCAGUUGGAAUGGAGACCAUAAACGCCACUGGUCACUGGAAAAAGUGUUAAAAAAUAAAAAGUACUUAGAAGCCUUUUGCGCCUUCCUGAAGUCUGAGUUCAGUGACGAGAACAUUGAGUUCUGGCUUGCAUGUGAGGACUUUAAAACAACAACUUCUCCAGAUGACCUUCACCGGAAAGCCAAGGAGAUCUACGAGACAUUCAUCCAACCUACAGCCAGCAGAGAGAUCAACGUAGAUCAUCAUGUAAAGGAAAAGAUCAAGAGGUCUUUGGAGAAACCGAGUCGUUCCUGCUUUGAUGAGGCCCAGAAACAUGUUUACCUGCUAAUGCAAUCAGACUCUUGUCCCAGAUUCCUGAGCUCAGAUGCCUUCUUAAGGUUGAACUUAAAAUCCAGGACCCUAUGGUAUAUUUAGCUCCAAAAAGCAACAGAGAGCUUUUAAUUUCUAUUAUGCUACAUACACACCAAGCAUGUAAUGCGCGUCCAAGAAUGUGCUGAUUGUGGUUUCUUGAACGCAGUUUUUGCAGAGGCUUUUAGUGUUCAGACUGGAUUAUUCCUACCAGAUACUAGCGCAUGUAUUCAGAGGCUUUGUGGAAAAGGUUGAAGCGGUGCAAAUCUUGUGAAUCUUGCUCCAGACUUUUUCUUUUAUUCUGAUACAUAAAAGACUUGGUGUCAUAUAAUUCUUGCCGUGUACAAAUUGUAAUCAUUAAUUUCUCCUUCAUGAUGCUUUUACAAAUGGUUGGUACUUCUCUAAAAAGAAAAGAAGACCAUCCAUACUUCACCAUCAAAUCCGAGUCCACAAUUGGUCAAAGUUCAACUGGUUUAAAUUUAAAAGCGCGUUAAAUGGAUACAUAUUUUGUAUGUAGAGCCCAAGAACGGACUUAAAACAUGCAUAGCCCCACGUGAAUGCGAGAGUUUUGAAAACGGAAGCCCAAGACGUUUACAUUGACUUUUCAUUGAAAGUGGAUGCUUGCCAUAAGAAAUAUUUUCAAGCAAUAUAUUAUAAACAGUGUAUUAUAAACAGUAUUACAGUACUAUCCUAGGCACUUUACCAUAGGGAGUUGGGUCAUCUAGACCCACUAGACAGUGCGCUGAACCUUUUUUCUUCAAUGAUUUGUGAACCUCACUGGUGUCCAUGGUUUAAAUGAAAUCUUUCCACUUUUAUCCACCUUUGUCAUGGUAGGGAGAACACGUCAAUGUAAGGGUGGGGUCAUCUAAGAUAGCACAAGGGUUGAAAUGUGGCUUUAGGAGCAAAUGGUAAUCAGUCAAUGCUUUCACAUGCAGGUAAAAUUUACAAAAAAUGUACAUAAUAAGGAUUAAGAAGGGAAGUUUUUCAAGAAAGAUAUUUAGGACGUAAAAUGCAAGUGUUUUUUUAUUUUUUUUUGUCGGAAUGCAAUAUGUAGUUUGUUGCUUGAAGAUGGUUGUUCUAGUAGAGAUAAAGCUUUAAUGAUAAAGCUGCAAAUGAAUGCUUUAUGGAGUAAUAUUAUCACUCCAUCUCGGAGAAGUUGGAUUUUCCGUGUUUCUUGACCUUUCAAUGGAAGAUUUACUCAAAAUAAUUUCUUGUAUUUGGUGAUGUCACAACUUUUUAAUAUUUUUUUGCUAUUUUCAGCACUUAACAUUUGUCUGACUGGUGAACACGGGGUAUGAGUCAAGAUCAAAUAAAGCAAAGUUUCCACUGCUCGCUCAUUAAACUGA
Messenger RNA from Oryzias latipes (Japanese medaka), 1934 nucleotides. Its product is annotated as regulator of G-protein signaling 21. NCBI's taxonomy places the organism in Eukaryota, Metazoa, Chordata, Actinopteri, Beloniformes, Adrianichthyidae. The record is from RefSeq and is a predicted model, not a curated record.